AUGUAUGAUAUCUUGGACUGUACGGCGUACGAUGGUCAAACUCAAGAUACUGCAAAGGUCAAGGAGUUUCCUCUCCUUUCGAGUUAUGGCACUGAUGUGCUGUGGCUGAAGGCGUACAUAACAGUAAUGCACGUUGAUCAGGGUCUCUACCUUUGGACAGUGUACCUCAGAUCUCAGCCGCGAAUUACUCAGGAGAAGGGGUUCGGUCUUCGAAGGAUCAUCUCAGAUGCGGAGAACACUCCUCUCUGUGUUUCUCCUCCUCCAGAACUCCUCUGCCCCAACGAACUCCGCGCACAAAGCACGAGACAUGUUGUUGAUCGACGUCGGGGUCUCCGCGUCCCCAUCACUCCACCCUGUCUUUGCAAUCGGACCGAAGGUGUCGUAUAUGUCACAAUUGUGCGAAAGCAGCGCCGAAGUGUGGAUACCAUUUUAACCCACAAAAUCCUCCGGACCAUUCUUGAAAGUCGGACGUUGAGAUAUCGAGAGUAG
Molecule: messenger RNA, 489 nt
Organism: Aureobasidium melanogenum CBS 110374
Lineage: Eukaryota; Fungi; Ascomycota; Dothideomycetes; Dothideales; Saccotheciaceae
Exons: 1
Coding region: 1-489 (162 amino acids)
Source: RefSeq, a predicted model, not a curated record